AUGAAGGACAGCAGCAAUACCUGCGACGAAAAGCCUGGCAUGGCCAAGCACGAGGUCAAAGAUGAUUCUGGAAACUCCAGAGCCAAAUUUACCGACGAGUUCUUCCAAGCUAUGGCAAAGAAGGCUCAGCCCUUUCUCGUUGACACAACCAAUGAGCCGGGCCCGGGAGAAGUAAUCCUCAGGGCUGGAGGCAGAGUUCUCUCUGCCGACGAGAACGUUUUGACGUCAGCGUCCACCUAUUUCAAGAAGCUUUUGAGCGGCCCUUGCGAAGAGAAGUCUCAGCCGAAGAUUAUCGACUUCAAAGACGACAUCGACCCUUUCUUUUUGGGAGUUUAUCUGCACCUGGCGUACGUCCAGAGUAUGGGAGAAACAACGCGUCUCCCCAAAUGUGGUACUCCCACAGAUUGCCGCUGGUUGACCGGUUACGUCAAAGUCUACCAGCUCUCCGCGAAGUUCGACAAUAGCGAGUUGGAGAUCACUAUCUACAACGACCUUGUGGCUUGGCUCACGACAAACGAUGACUUGAAGUGGUCUGAAGAGGACAUCAGCAACAGCGAGCUGAUGAGUUUCUGGCUGCCAAUGAAGAGAUACGCCGACUUCACAUACAGGAUCAAGAACGAACGCGAGUUUGUGCUUGCCGUGGCGGAGAAUCUUGCGCAAAUGGUUGCCGACCAGCAGACAUCUACGCCCGAGCAGCCCAAGCCCAGCGACGCGGGUGGACUGUUCGGCCACGUCUGUGACUCGGCUUGGGAGGCCUACCUCGAAGACCUCAAGGAGGUCUCCCAGACCAUGGCGACGAAUAUUCUGUCUGAGCCGCGCCUGAGCCUGGAGCACAAGGCAAGCAUGAGCCUUCUCCUUGCCAGAUCUUCCCAGGGUCUGUCCAGAGAUCCACACGAAUACAUCGCCCAUGCCAUAGAGGCAGUCUCCCUCUACCAGCAGAUUCGAGAGAGCCAGGAUGCGGCUGAAGCCAACCAACGAAACUGCACUCGAAGCAACUUGCUGCUGGCCAUCGAUGUGCUCAACAGCGCGCUUGAAGCGCAGGGAAAGGAUGAUGAACGUCGUGCUGACAAUGCCACCGCAAACGCCGGAAAGAGGACGGGAAAGCCUCACGCGGAACGAAUCGAAACUAUAUGCGACGCCGAGUCGAGAACCACCCAUCAGGCUUUCAACCCGCAAGAACAAGGCUUAUUGGACUGA
Colletotrichum karsti is the source of this 1197-nucleotide messenger RNA. RefSeq lists its product as uncharacterized. The record is from RefSeq and is a predicted model, not a curated record. NCBI's taxonomy places the organism in Eukaryota, Fungi, Ascomycota, Sordariomycetes, Glomerellales, Glomerellaceae. The transcript has 5 exons. Bases 1 to 1197 code for a protein of 398 amino acids. Gene Ontology annotation, molecular function: protein binding.